UUUCAACCAGCGCGAUGGCUCGAACGACGUCGUCCGCAUACGCUCCUAAGCGGAUCAUCCUCUGCUUCGACGGGACAUGGCAGACGGCCGUGUCCGGGCAGCAGAACUCGCCCUCCAACAUCACGCGCCUGUGCCGGGCCAUCAAGCCCGUCGCCCGCAUCGGCGACCAGGACUGGCAGCAGGUGGUCUGGUACGACUCCGGGGUGGGCACGACCUCGCUGGCCGUCAGCAAGAUGCUGGAGGGCGCCGUGGGCGACGGGCUGGACGGCAACAUCGUCGAGGCCUACAACUUCGUCUCGAUGAACUGGAACCGCGGCGACAAGAUCCUGUGCUUUGGCUUCUCGCGCGGCGCGUACACGGCGCGCGCGGUCGCCGGCCUCAUCGCCGACGCCGGCAUCUGCGAGCCGCACAAGCUGCACCGCUUCCCGGACCUGUGGAAGCAGUACAAGAACCUGAAGCGGAAGGGCGCCUUCUACAACAGCGACGACUACUUCCAGUUCGUGGAUGGGAAGGUCAGCGAGCACCACCGGAAGCAUCCCGGCACCGCCACCGGCUUGGCCUGGGAGAUGCAUGCCAACCCUGGCUGGGCGCAGACGGACUCCCGCGAGGUGGAGGUCGUCGCCGUGUACGACACCGUCCAGGCGCUGGGCAUCCCCGAGGUGGCCGGAGUCCAAUUGCCCGCGAAUCUGAUGUGGUGGAAGGACCCCCCCGGUUGGCACAACGUGACCCUCUCGCGGCAGAUCAAACACGCCUUCCAGGCGCUGGCUCUCGAUGAAUACCGCAAGGCCUUCUAUCCCGAGGUCUGGUGUUUACCCUCCGGUUACCCCAACGCGGCACUCCCGGAAGUCCGCGCCCAACUGGAGGAGGAAGUCAAGAGCAAGCGGGAGGUUUUGAACAAGGCCGGCGCACGGCAACGGCAGCUGAUCAAGGAGGCGGAGGAGCACGGCAGGCUCCAUCCGACGGACUACGAGACCCUGGACCGGCUGGCCAAGGGCAUCAACCUGGCCAGCAAGAAGGUCGGGGAAGCCCGACGCGACUACAUGGUCAGCCAUGACAAUCUCCAUCUGGGCACGCCGCAGCUCACGCAGGUGUGGUUCCCGGGCUACCACAUCAACGUCGGCGGCGGCUCGAGCGACACGCUGAACAACUACGGCGACAUGGAGGAGAUGUCGAACAUCGUGUUCGCCUGGAUGCUGGACCAGAUCGCGCCGUUUGUGGGCAUCCGCGAAACGACCAUCAAGGAUCAUUACAAGGACCGGCAAGCGACGAUCGCCACCCUGAACGCGGCCCUGGAGAAGCAGAAGGAGAUGGCCAAGACCGAGUCCUGGGGGGAGUACCUGGGUCGCGGGGCGAGGUGGCUCGGGUCGGCCGUCAUGCAUCCCCUCACCCCCGCCCCGUGCACCGAAACGCGCCACUAUACCUGGGGAUUGGGCGACAUGCCCGACAGCUUCUCCACCAUGUAUAUCGCCAACGGUCAGAAGCCGCGCGCGCCCAGUUCCCACUCGUACCUCGACGACAGAAAGGAGAAGGGAGUCCGCGGUGCCACCUGCGCCUACAUCCACCCGGUGGUGAACUACCGCGUGCAGCACAAAGAGGGCUACUUGCCCAUGGGCCUGACAAAAGAGCAGUAUAGCCGCCAGUUGGUGGGCGAGAAAUUCUUCUACACCCUCAAGGAUGAAACGUUGCCGGAGUGGAAUUUGGGGGGGAAGGGCUCCUAUGAAUUAUUGGCUCUCGCGCAGGACGAGGCUGCAAUUGAGUAUAUGGCCCAGCAGCACCAUGCGGAAGCGGAGAAGCUUUGGCCUGAAGUGCAAGCGAAGCGGCAGGCUCGGGCCAACGGUGCUUAGCAUCCCCCAAUGAUCUGUUGAUGUAUGUGUGGAAGAGGGGGAGCAGGAGCAGUGCAAAGAUUUUGCCUCAGGCUUAGGAUAAUAUCCAUGGGUCUGCUGU
Molecule: messenger RNA, 1944 nt
Organism: Aspergillus japonicus CBS 114.51
Lineage: Eukaryota; Fungi; Ascomycota; Eurotiomycetes; Eurotiales; Aspergillaceae
Product: T6SS phospholipase effector Tle1-like catalytic domain-containing protein
Exons: 1
Coding region: 15-1844 (609 amino acids)
Source: RefSeq, a predicted model, not a curated record